AUGGAGUCAACGGAGUUUAAAUUAGCCUAGUUGCGUAGCAUUCAGACCAUGAAUAUGAUGUUCAUGCUUCCCCAAAUCGAGCUAAAUUCAUAGUAAUAUUCUAUAGUUUCUCCGGAGUAGGGGAUUUGAAGGGAUUUCGCCCUUCUUCAGUAUACUAAGACUAUUCAAAUUCAAUGAAUGUAAUUUUUUAUUGACAUCAAUAAAUCAAUAUUAAUAUUCAAUAACAAUAAUAAUAUAAAUGAUCAAAGACAAUUUCAAUAUCAAUAGAUUUAAAUUUUGAUGAUUGUUGCAGCAAAAUGUUGGUUUAAGUCACCAGUUAAGUUUAAUUAAUUUUAAUAAUUCAGAAUGAUUCAUAAUCAUAUAAUAUGCCGUUCAGUAUACAGAUUAUACUUACAAGGCUAACACUAACGUUUAAAAACAAAUGUUUUCGGGAUUGUGAUUGGAGUGAAAUUUAAUUGAUGCUGUUAAUUUUAUAUGGAUGAAAAUGAAUUCCCAAUUGUAGAUGUAUUACAUCCUCGAGGUUUGGCAUUAUUUUUUAUUUCAUUAUUAAUAAAUUAACUUAUAGGCUAAUAAUAAAAAGAUUUAAAAUAUAUUAUUUAAUUUUAAUAAUAAAUAAGUCAAUUAUGUGAGUCAUUUAUAAUCAGUAACGUCACUAGGGAGUUCAGACUUGCACUGGUGACCCCGCGGAGGGGGCAUAAAUGAAAUUUUGUAUUUAUAUAAUAUAGUUCGCUCUAGUGGCCAUAAUGUCUAUACUAUAACAUAAACAACUUCAUUAAGGAAAGAGCAGGUAGUCACCAGAGCAGGGUACUGCCAGAGUAGGUUUACACCUGAGCAGACAGACUCAGGGGAGCUCUGUGACUAUGGGUAAGUAUGGAGGGGAGCCAACAUAAGCUUACUGCCAACCCUAGUGACGCCACUGGGCCACUGUAUAUAAUAAUUGAAUUAUGGUUAUAGACCAUACACUUUGACUCACACUCUCACAUGCUUUAUAAAGUCAAUGGUAGUCUUAUAUUAAUGUUAAUUAAUAAUGGGUAUUUAGUUAACUUCGUAAUACUAAAAUAAUAUUAUUAAUUUUUGUUAUGUAAUGACUAAAGCAUAGAGACCAAUCCAUAAAUGAGAUUAAGCUAUUGUCGAAGAUUUUUUACCCCCCCCCCUUCCCACCACCAUUCAGCAUCAUCAAAAAUUUGUAGCACAUUUUAGACACUUUUAUCAAGCAUCAUCACAAAUUUCUGACCCCCCCCCCCCUUUUCCCUUUCUUCUAUGCCUGACAGCAUUUAUGGAUGACCAGUUAUAACUUAUAAAUAACACUAUUUUUAUUUAUAUAACUUAAUAGUUUUAAUACAAAUUUCUGACCCCCCCCCCCCCUUUUCCCUUUCUUCUAUGCCUGACAGCAUUUAUGGAUGACCAGUUAUAACUUAUAAAUAACACUAUUUUUAUUUAUAUAACUUAAAAGUUUUAAUUGCCUUUUAUUUUAGCUAUAAAAGGGGUGGGCAACCAGCAUCUAGCCAAACUGAAGUAAUUAAUCCAUGACCUACCAAACUACCAGAAACUAUUAAUGGUUUUGUAAAAGUUCAAAUUGUGAAUAAGUGUCUGUAAAAGUCUUCGAAUUUGAAAAUUAAUAAUCUUAUAGUAAAAUUGACAAACGUUACAAGUAUGUAACUAAAUACUAACACUAUAAACUACACUAUAAACUUGUUAUCUGCUCACUGAUAACAUUACAUUUUAAAUUCAUUAAAAAUUAUGAUGCUGCCCAAUAAAAAAAAAUUAAUUUCCAUGCAUCCAUCAGGAUAAAACAGGUUGCCUUCCCCUGAGCUACACCCCUUAUUCAUUUAUAAUAUAUAUUAGGUUUAUUUGGCAUAAUAAGCGCCAUUAAACUUCGCUUUUUAGCUUAAAAAUUAAGAUUGAGUUUGGAAUAAUGAUUGAUAAUUCACUAUAGACUAUAGAAAUAAUAAUCCAACAUCUACUACUACUAAUAACUCAUAUGAAUUGAACAACUACUAAAUUUGAAUCAAUUAUAUUGGAGUUUGCAAGCCUAUGUUUAAAUGUAGACAAUAUCCAGAUGUAGGACCUACCUAUUUUAGAAUUUAUUUUAAAAUAUUUCACUUUGCUUAUUAUGGUAUGUCAUGUUUAGUCCUAAUCCAAAGAAAAUGAGAAGAUAAUUAAAGCUUUACACAAUUCAUUUUAAUGAUAAAUUUCCAAAUAUUUAAGUUUAAUGCUAUUUUCAGUGAUUUCAAGAGACAUGAAUGAUGGAACCGUGAAAGUUGAAUUAAAAAUUCCAAGACUAGAGCCUUCUAAAGAUAAAAACCCAAAACAUGGGAACGUGUCUCUUACAUUCUUUAAUGAGUAAGUCACUGUGACAGAGAUUUGUAGUAGUCUAACUUUCAUUUCUUACUUGGUCUGUCAUCAAUAAAAGCAGAAGCACUUCCUUUAACCCACAUAAGCACAUCAUCAUUACAAGUACCAGUAGACUAAUUCAUAUUUCUGAAAAUAUCAGGAUUUUGAUGAAGAUAGAAAUAGAAAUUUUUACAAAAAUCCAAUAUUGAAUAUUAAUAUACAUUGUAAAUAAAUAUCUUAAAUGUUUUAACAUGAAGAAGAAUCAUUUAUUGGCCCAAAUUCUAUUUUUAUUGUCUGAUUGCUAUCACUUUUUUAUUGUAUCAGUGGUUAUAGUUUCUCUGUGAGAGUUGAAAUAGCAGACAAAAAGGCAAAGACAAGGACAGCUUAUGUACAUCAAGUUGAAAGUAUGCCUACAAAAAUAAAUAUACCAAAAUCAAAAUGGACUGUAAGUUUUUCUAUUAAUUUAAGUACAAUAAUUAAAUCCUUCUAAUUGAUAAUAUAAUCAAUAUGUGAAUCCUUUUAAACAGUUUGUUUACACAUUAAAUUUCAAGGUACCUGUUAUAAUUACAAUAUAAAUUUUAAUUUAACAAUUUAUUUCAAAAUUUUUCAUAGAAUUAAAUCUUUUUUUUUUUUUUUUUUUUUAGUUGUAAAAUUAAUGACCAUUUCAGUAAAUUGUAAAAAAAAAAAAAAUGAAAAAUUGAAGUUGGUGUUCAAAUUUUAAUUCUGCAUUCUGAAUUUGUUACAUUUUUAUUUUACAGGUGGAAAAGGGAGAACUUGUUAUAACUUUGGUCAAAGAUGUGGUAGAACCUUGGACUAAAAAAUUGUUAAAAAAGGGAUUGGAUCAAGUUAGCAGCAGUGAUUCUGAAUAGGAAACAUAGAAUCAAUAAUGUAAUAUAUAGUUAUUUAAGUUUCAGUUAUGAAAAUAAAACUUGCCAAAUUAAUUGUUUACUUUUAACCCUUCCUGGGGAAAAGUGUGAAAUUUUGGUGUUAGCAGUUUUUUCUCUCCUGGCAUCCAUUUGUCACAAUAUGACGAUGGUGUAGCUUCGCAAGACCUGGGAUUUUUUCUUAAGGGGGAUAAGCUGUUUCCCUAUACAGCAAAUCACCUCUCUCCACGUAUCUGGAUAACCCCAAGAGAAAACCAGUAGCACCGCAGGAGUUGCCGGGAUUUUCAUUGUCAAUGCCAUACCUCCUAGGGGAGUCCAUUUCCGGGUUUGAAUUCAGAAUGUUACCAGUUUACUUAUAAUGGUAUGUUAUUACAAUUACAACAUCUUGUGGGUCACUUUUCAUCUCCUCUGUUUAUAUUCAUAUAUGAAUAGGAUUUCAUGAAUAAAAUCAGCUGGUAGUUCUUUUAUUGCACUAUUUGACGAUGAGCAAAUUCUGUCAAGCUUAAAAACAUGAUGGGAUCACAGCAGCUCAUGCAGAAUCUGUUUUAUAUUAUUAUUGAAACUCUAUCAUAAAUUAAAAUCAAUCUCAGGAAUCUUAUAUCUAAUUUGCUUAAAUAAUGUUUAGUGGUCAGAAUGAUGUAAAGACCAAUAAUUAAACCCAAUGGGUUGGGGAUAAACCUCCCACCAAUUACUUAUUUUGUCUUUUUUCUCGUGCUUUGACAUUGACUUUUGUGUGUAGUUGUAGUUUUUAAAAAUGUUAUGUCAUCAUUAAUCACAAUUAUAAGUCUGUAACCAGGAGUAGAAUAAAUAACAACUAUUUUUAUAACUGAAUGACAAAUGAUUUGUUAGUAGUUCCCCAUAGAUUCCCAAACUUUUCUCCUGCACUGACGAGGACAUUGACCUCAGAUUAUCAUCAUGAAAAGUGGAAGGUCUUAGCUUAAAUGACUAUGAAUUGGCCUGUUAUGUGACCAGCUACAGUCAGAACUGCUAAAGCUCAUAUCUUCCCAUUGCAAAUAACACUGAUGUUGUUACCUCUAAGGCUCAAGUCUUCCUAUUGCAAAUAACAUUGCCGUUGUUUCCUCUUUAACGUUUUACAUCCAAAAAAUGCAUAAAAAUUAAAACAUUUUAAAAUAAUAGAUAUUAUUUUUCUUUUUUAUAAUUUCGAGGAAUGUUGUAAAAGUAAAAUGCCUCUACUGUAAGGAAGAUUGAAUUUCAGAUUCACAGCCUGUUUAUUUAUGAGAUUCAGCAUAGUAGGACAAAACUUUCUAUUGGUGAAAUAAAUUUGUAUUGAAUAAAAAGCAAACAAUUAUCAAUAGUUAGCUUAAGAAUAAUUGUUCUGUUUUUAUUUAAAACUUAAAUACAUUGUAUAUCUUUGAACCUAAAAUGUCCCAUAAUCUUCAAAUUGCACCCCGUCCAGGGCAUAUGCCACACUUUGGAAAAAACUGAUUGAUAUGAUAGCUAUUUCCAUAAAAGCACACCCUGAACACAUUUUCAUAAUCCUCUAGUGGGCCUGGCUGGCUAAACUGUAGGGCUCCUAGGGCAUUGCCACCUAAUUGAGCAGUGUCCUUUAUGCAGGACUAAAAGUACAAAUAAAGAUGGCCAUAUAUUAAGAAAAUCUUUACAAAUAGAUUUAAUCGUAGUAGCAGGAGUGAUUCUUGAGAUGGAACUGAGAUUAAAUAAAUCAUGUAAGUUUCAGGUAAGGAAUCUUAUUUCCAUUUCUGGUUAUUAGCGAGUCGAUUAAAUUUUGUGUUUUCCUGAAUCAUUUAUGUUUUUUUUUGUUAUGGUAUACAAAUAUAUUUCCAUAAGAGGUCAUGGGGACAAGGGCAGCACAACAAUGCGUGGCGGUCAGCUCGUUGGGGGGUGUGGCCAGCACGAAGAGUUGAAAUUCUUACUCGACCUAUUCUUUUAUCUGAAGUUGAGUACAACUAUAGCAGAAAUUAUGUUGCAUAAAAAUCUUUAUGAAAUGUAGCAACUUGUGUAUUACUUUUUUAUUUUAUGCUGUUUCUGUUAGCGUUAAUGGUAAAGCUUAUACUUAUAGACUACGCAAGAUUUGACAUGGCCUCAUUUUAUUAGUAUUAUCAGAAAUCAAAUUCUUAAAAGAUGUUGACAUCCAUAUUUAUACCUAUGUGUUUUAAAUAAAAUUAUACACUUUUA
Messenger RNA from Lymnaea stagnalis (great pond snail), 5372 nucleotides. NCBI's taxonomy places the organism in Eukaryota, Metazoa, Mollusca, Gastropoda, Lymnaeidae. The record is from the annotation of a GenBank genome assembly.